GCUCCCGCCCCCUCAAUGUUUUUCUUGACGCUGAACUAACUUUGGAAAGCCCGUUUGCGUCAUCAAGAACGUUAAAUGCUUUUGCCAGGCUGCUUGUUUCAUUAGAGGGACAAGACGAGCACAUGACAGCAUCUCACACCCACAGAGGCAGGGAACUAGAACGACUCAGAGUACUGCACUUAAGACAAGACGCAAGGACAACAUGAUGUACCAGCUAACAUUUGAUCAGGAAAACCAGAAGCGGAUCCAUGCUGUUGAGACUUCAUUUGGGCCAGCAGGGAAGGCCCUCUCCCAGCCGGGUCGGGUUCUGAUUGGACAGGGCCAGUUGAUGAAGCAGAGCCGUCGGGGGCCCCAGCCUAAAGUCUUCUUCCUCUUCAAUGAUGUGCUUGUGUAUGGCAGCAUCAUCCUGAAGGGACACUGGCACAAAAACCAGCAGAUCAUCCUUCUAGAGGACAUUCAGCUGGAAGACUUGGAAGAUGGUGUGAAAAUGAAGAACCAAUGGUUGAUCCGUACACCACGCAAGUCAUUCUUCGUGGCAGCUGCCUCAUACGAGGAGAAGCGAUCCUGGAUAGAGCAUAUGGAGGACUGUCGGUUCAGACUGCUGCAGAGUGGGAACCGCAGACCUGGUUCUACUUUCGCUGUCACCUGGAUCCCCGACCAAGCUGCUACCAUCUGCAUGCGCUGUUACAACAAGUUCACUGUGACCCAACGUAGACACCACUGCAGAAAAUGUGGCUUUGUGGUCUGCAGCUCAUGCUCCAAGAAACGAGCAGUAGUUAGACAUAUUCACACAACUAAGCGGUUGAGGGUCUGCUGCAUGUGUCACUUGAGUCUUCUGAGCAUUGGGGAGACAGGCUUGGAUGAAGAUGGGGUAGAAGGGUCCAGUGAAGAAGAGGAGGCAGAGGAGCAAGUGGAAGACCAUGACACAAACAAGUGGAUGGACUCCCAGAUGGACCCCUGGUCAAUCUAUAUCUACCUCAAACCAGAGCAUGUGAGGCCCUCAAGCAUACAGCACUCAGACAUGGGCUAAUAAUGGGCUAUUUUAUUAUUAUUAUUAUUAUUAUUAUUAUUAUUAUUAUUAUUGCUUUUGUUCAUAUACUGCAUUUAUUGAUGUAAAAAGUUUGUAACCACUGCUGUUUUCACAUUUUGCUUUGUGUGGAACCAUGACUGUUAAUAUUUUCUAUGAUUAUGCUUCCUGUUCCCUGUCAGAGGCAGGCCUCAGUCUGCCUUGCUGUUUAUUUAUGCUUGCUUUUAUUUAAAUGUAUAUGUGUCAUUGUUUAUAUGAGCAAUAAAGCACUUACAA
Hippoglossus stenolepis (Pacific halibut) is the source of this 1303-nucleotide messenger RNA. It is a transcript of the gene plekhf1, whose product is annotated as pleckstrin homology domain containing, family F (with FYVE domain) member 1. Gene Ontology annotation, molecular function: metal ion binding; phosphatidylinositol binding. The record is from RefSeq and is a predicted model, not a curated record. The transcript has 2 exons. Lineage: Eukaryota; Metazoa; Chordata; Actinopteri; Pleuronectiformes; Pleuronectidae. Bases 203 to 1030 code for a protein of 275 amino acids.